AUGCCGACAUCUGAAGCAGAAGAUGAAGAAAUUGAGGCAACAUAUGGGAAAAUAGAAGAAGCGUGUAAAAAAGUACCAAACAAGGAACCGUUGCUUAUUAUAGGAGAUUUCAAUGCUAAGGUCGGCAAAACAUAUGACGAACAACUGAAAGAUGUUGUUGGAGCUUAUGGCAUUGGAGAUAGGAAUGAACGAGGAGAACGCCUGUUACAAUUCUCUAUAGACAACAAUUUCUCUAUAAUGAAUACCAUGUUCAAGCAUCAUCCGCGUAGAUUAUCUACUUGGACACAUCCGAACCAAAUAUAUAAAAAUCAAAUAGAUUACAUAUUGAUCCGUAAAAGAUGGAGAACUUCUGUACGAAACGUGAAAACUAGACCUGGUGCAGAUUGUGAUACCGACCACAAGUUACUGGUAUGCAACUUUAUGCUUAAACUUCAUUGCAUAAGUAGAUCGCAGCAGGGGCAAAAACUCACGAUUACUGAUAGGGAUGGGUUUAUGCAAAAGUUAAUUUCAACGUCACCUGAUAACAUACAAGAAACUGAAGGAUCAAAUGAAUAUUGGAACAAGUUCAAAAAAUGGAUAGUGUCAGCCGCAAUAGAAAGCAGAACGAUACAGAGGCAACAAAAACAACACUGGAUUUCAAAUACCACGCUGCAGCUUGUUGAUAAGAGAAGAGAAUUACGUCACCACGGUAGAACUACGAGUCCAGAAGAAAUCAAAAAGCUGAACAAACAAAUUAAAAAAGCUUGCUUCAUGGACAAAAACAACCACAUUGCGAAAGUUUGUGCCGAUUUAGAGAGAUACUCCACACAGAAUGAUACAAAAGAACUAUUUAAAACGGUAAAGUAUCUGGUGAAAGAAUUCAAUCCUCAAAAACAAAUCAUAAAAGAUGAAAAUGGAAAAACGUUUACAGAUGAGAAAGAAGUUGCAGAAGUAUGGAAACAAUACUGUACAAAACUGUUCAGUACCAGUGUUAAUGAUGUGUCAAAUCUGCAGUUUGAGCAAGAACUGGAACCACAAAUAAUAAAAUCUGAGGUAAGAAGCGCAAUAAAUAAACUAAAAAGCGGAAAAUCGGCUGGACUAGAUGGAAUAACUGCAGAAAUCUUGAAAGUAAUGGAAGAUCAUGCCAUAGAUCACUUAUUGGCCCUGUGUAAUAUUAUAUGGCAAACAGGGGUAUGGCCAGAUGACUGGGUGGAUUCUAUAUUCAUACCAAUUUAUAAAAAAGGCUCUCCUCAGAUAUGCUCAAACUAA
Molecule: messenger RNA, 1248 nt
Organism: Condylostylus longicornis
Lineage: Eukaryota; Metazoa; Arthropoda; Insecta; Diptera; Dolichopodidae
Exons: 1
Coding region: 1-1248 (415 amino acids)
Source: RefSeq, a predicted model, not a curated record